This is a messenger RNA of Rhinopithecus roxellana (golden snub-nosed monkey), 5628 nucleotides long. It is a transcript of the gene OPRL1, whose product is annotated as opioid related nociceptin receptor 1. The transcript is spliced from 3 exons. NCBI's taxonomy places the organism in Eukaryota, Metazoa, Chordata, Mammalia, Primates, Cercopithecidae. Gene Ontology annotation, cellular component: membrane; neuron projection. The record is from RefSeq and is a predicted model, not a curated record. The coding region runs from base 2548 to 3780 and encodes 410 amino acids. Gene Ontology annotation, molecular function: neuropeptide binding; nociceptin receptor activity. Gene Ontology annotation, biological process: sensory perception of pain; neuropeptide signaling pathway.
UUUGUGCAGGGGGUCUAGGCUGUUCAGGGUGCCAGGGUCUGUGCAGGUGGUUUGCAGCGGGCACAAGGGAGAGAGGAGCUGUCCCGGGUUCUACGGUUAUGAGCAUGUCAGGGCAGGAUGACACAGAACACACAGGAAGUUCAAGGGAACACAUUAAAGAUUGUGAACAACUGGACUGGGGAGGCCACUGCCUUCUGCUGGACACUGAACGGCUCCCACAAAGGGAGUUGAGGUCUCUAUUGACUCCUGAAAGGCCAGGCAAGGCAGAGCUGGGAGCUGCCUUGGUGGGGGUGCAGGUGGCUGGUUGCUAUUGCUGGGUGAGAAGGCUUGGGGUCAAAAGAGGUGGGAGUCAGGGAGCUAGGUCAGACCUCAUCUCCCCUCCUUUCUUCCUGUCCUCCUUCUAUCCCCAAUGUGUUUUCCUCCCCCUUCUCCCUCCUUCCUUACCCAUCCUCCCUCUUGAUCUCUCCAUACUUCCUCCCCCCUCCUUUCCCUUUCCUCCUCCUCCCCAUCUCAGCCCCUCAUCCUCCCCCUCUCUGGCUGUAGGGAGGAAGUUUUGGGGGUGACCCAGGUGGCAGGCAGACAUGCUGAGGGAGAGAUGUCUGCAGUAGCAGGGAUGAGGUGCCUGUGUCCCGCACUCUGCCCUGGCCUCUGACACUGGUUCCUGGGCUGGGGACAUGAGGUGGGGCUUCUUUGUCUCCUUCCCUUACAAGGCAUCUGCUCUGCCCACCCUCAGUGCCUGCAGUGCCCAGGCUGGGUCCCAGGCUGGGAGGCAGGCUCAGGAAGCUGGGGUAGGAGGGUCUAGGGUCUCCUGCUCAGACCUUAGUGAGCCCAGCUGGGGUGGGGGACUGCAGGAGUCCAAGCCUGCCUGGAUUCCUGCCCCCUCUCGGCUCCUGAGGUCAGGGGGCUCAUCCUUGAGCUUUGCCUAGAGAGCCUGUUUGUGCAUGUGUGGGUCCUCUGGGUGUCGGAGGGCCUUGGCCUGUGUCUGCCUGUUCCCGAAGGUGUCCAUGCACGCUCUAGGUCUACCCAUGUGCCUGUGUGCACCUUGGCGUCAUCUUGCACGUGUGGCCUGUGUGUUUGAUGUGUUUGUGCAUCCCUGUGAAUGUCUGCAUUUCUGAGUGUGUACCCAUGUCUCUGUGUGUUCACCUGUAUGCCUGUCUGGGCAUCUGUUUGUGUGUUUGCAGGAAUAUGUGUCCCCAUGUGUCCCUUGAGUGUCUCUGUUGACGUGCCCGUGCCUUCACACGUGUCCCUGAGUCUUGGUUGCCAUGAAGAUGCAGGGAUAAGUCCUGGGGGACAGUGAGGGAUGCUGGGUCCUGGGGCAUCUGCCUGUCCCAUCCUCUCCUGAUUUGCCAGGUAUCCUAGCAACCCUGCUGCCAGUUGCCUAGCAACCAGGUCCCCACUCUUGGAGAAGGUGCUCUGAGCAGGGUCUGAGCUGUGUGGGGACAGGUCUGGUUCUCCUUCAAAGCUCAUGCAGGAAGUACGACCCCAUGACCGGGUGGGAGCUGGUGAUUCAGCUCAGGGGUCACCCAGACAGCCUUGGCCUGUGACCUUUCAUCUCAGUGGAUCAGGCAUGGGACCCUGAGCUGAGAAGGAGGCACCUGUAAAGGAACUGUUCAGCUGUGUGGGUGCCAGGGGCCUGUCUGAGGGAGUGAUGCUCAGGCAUUGAUCUGGGACCCAGCUGUGGCAGAGGUGCCCUUGGCAUUUCAACCCUGUGUCUGACACUCUGAUGGACGGCCUCACACCUCUGAGGCUUCAUGCUCUAGCAGUGGCCGGGUACAGUGGGGUGACUGAGCUCCAGGAGCACACAGUAGGUGCCGGGCCAGUGCCGUGUCCUGGACCCCAGCAUCUUGCCUGCAUGUUUACAAUGAAGCUUUGAUCUGCCAAGAGCUGGCCAGGUGGGGGCAUUUCGGGGUGCUGGGAGCCCAGAUGCAGGGUCCUGGCCAGUCUGUCCAAGGCUGUAUCUCUGUGUGAGUCGUGGCCCUGUGUCUGUGUGUCCGAGUCUGUGAACAUGUCCGUGCGUGUCUCCCUGAGACUCCGUCCCUGGGUGUGAGUCUGUGUGUCCUUGUGUGUCUCUGUCCUGUGUCUCUACUCCUGUGUCUGUGAACCCAUGGGCAUCUCUGUGCAUGUAUCCUGGCCUGUGUGUGCGUCUCCGUCUGGGGUCUGUGGGUCCGAGCCUCCUUGUUCAUCUCUGUCUGUGUGUCUGUCCCCUUUCAGUGUGGGGCCGGCGCAGCCCUGGGCACGGUGACCCACCUUUCCGCAGCCCCCCCACUCCUCCAGCCUGCGUAGCCCCUCCCCCUCUGGAGCUGCAGCCUCCUCCUCCUCCUCCUCCUCCCCUCUGCUUCAGGCUGCCGGGCUCACUCUGCUGCUGCGUCUGGUCUGGCGUCUGCUGAGAAGAUCUUGUACUGAGGCGAGUGGUGGCUGGGCCUCUUCUACCCUGCUCUGCACCUGUGCCAGACUGCCAGCUGGCUGAGGGUGGGGGUCUCCACGGUGGUCCCAGCUCCCAAGGAGGCUGCAGAGGUGCUGCACUGAGUGGAUUUGCAGGGCAGUGGCAUGGAGCCUCUCUUCCCCGCCCCAUUCUGGGAGGUUAUCUACGGCAGCCACCUUCAGGGCAACCUGUCCCUCCUCAGUCCCAACCACAGUCUGCUGCCUCCGCAUCUGCUGCUCAAUGCUAGUCACAGCGCCUUCCUGCCCCUCGGGCUCAAGGUCACCAUCGUGGGGCUCUACCUGGCCGUGUGUGUCGGGGGGCUCCUGGGGAACUGCCUCGUCAUGUACGUCAUCCUCAGGCACACCAAAAUGAAGACAGCCACCAAUAUUUACAUCUUUAACCUGGCCCUGGCAGACACUCUGGUCCUGCUGACACUGCCCUUCCAGGGCACAGACAUCCUCCUGGGCUUCUGGCCGUUUGGGAAUGCCCUGUGCAAGACAGUCAUUGCCAUUGACUACUACAACAUGUUCACCAGCACCUUCACCCUGACUGCCAUGAGUGUGGAUCGCUACGUAGCCAUCUGCCACCCCAUCCGCGCCCUCGACGUCCGCACAUCCAGCAAAGCCCAGGCUGUCAAUGUGGCCAUCUGGGCCCUGGCCUCUGUUGUUGGUGUUCCUGUUGCCAUCAUGGGCUCGGCACAGGUCGAGGAUGAAGGUCAGUGGGGUGUCCCCUCCUCCCCUCACCAGACUCUCCACGGCUCCUGGGUGGCUCCUCUGGGCCCACUUGCCCUCCACGUCUCCUGGGCCCACUCUGACCCCACUUCUCUCCCUGCAGAGAUCGAGUGCCUGGUGGAGAUCCCUACCCCACAGGACUACUGGGGCCCUGUGUUUGCUGUCUGCAUCUUCCUCUUCUCCUUCAUCAUCCCCGUGCUCAUCAUCUCCGUCUGCUACAGCCUCAUGAUCCGGAGGCUCCGCGGAGUCCGCCUGCUCUCAGGCUCCCGGGAGAAGGACCGGAACUUGCGGCGCAUCACUCGGCUGGUGCUGGUGGUGGUGGCUGUGUUUGUGGGCUGCUGGACGCCUGUCCAGGUCUUUGUGCUGGUCCAAGGGCUGGGAGUGCAGCCAGGCAGCGAGACUGCCGUGGCCAUCCUACGCUUCUGCACAGCCCUGGGCUACGUCAACAGCUGCCUCAACCCCAUCCUCUAUGCCUUCCUGGAUGAGAACUUCAAGGCCUGCUUCCGCAAGUUCUGCUGUGCCUCUGCCCUGCGCCGGGAGGUACAGGUGUCUGACCGCGUGCGCAGCAUCGCCAAAGAUGUGGCCCUGGCCUGCAAGACCUCUGAGACGGUACCGCGGCCGGCGUGACUAGGCGUGGACCUGCCUAUGGUGCCCGUCAGCCCGCAGAGCCCAUCUACGCCCAACACGGAGCUCACACAGGUCACUGCUCUCUAGGCUGACACACCCUGAGCCCUGAGCAUCCAGAGCCUUGGAUGGGCUUUUCCCUGUGGGCCAGGGACACUUGGUCCCAGAGGAGGACCUAGUGACAUCAUGGGACAGGUCACAGCAUUAGGGCUACCUCCAUGGCCCCAGACAGACUAAAGCUGCCCUCCUGGUGCAGGGCUGAGGUGACACAAAGACCUACCUGGAAGCAGCUGCCGUGCUGCUGGAUGGCCGUGACUGGAGCCCGUGCCCCUCGCUGCCCGUGCUUCACAUGACUCUUGGCCUCUCUGCUGCUGUGUUGGCAGAACCCUGGGUGGGCGCACACCCAGAGGAGGAGCAGCGGCUGUGUCAUCCUAUGCACCCUACGUGCUGUGUGCUGUUUGCAUGGCAGGGCUCCAGCUGCCUUCAGCCCUGGGACGUCUCCUCAGGGCAGCUGGACAGGCUUGGCGCUGCCCGGGAAGUCCAACAGGCAGCUUUUCUUUGGGGUGGGACUUGCCCUGAGCUUGGAGCUGCCACCAGGAGGACUUGCCUGUUCUGACUCCACCUGUGCAGCCAGGGCCACCCCAGGAGAGUGUCCAGGUGGGCUGGCCGUCCUUGGCUGCAGACCCUGAGCUGCCAGCCGCACCUCUGAAGGUUUCCUGUGUGCUGCACGGUGCAGGCCUCAUCCCUGACUGCAGCUUGGCUCUGGGUCCAACCCCCAUUUCCCUUCAGGAGACCAACGGGAGGCCCUGGCCCAUUCCCUCCAGUAGUGCAAUGAACUGUCAUGCUGUGGACCGUCAACCGAGCUCUGCUUCUCGGUGUGUGGUGGGUGUCUCAGGAGGAAGACGCCGUGUGACCACAUGGGCGGCUCUGUUGUUCACAAAGUAGAGGCCUCAUUUUCCUGGUCUUGACUGUUGUUUGGAGCAGGGUGGGAGAAGAUUCUCUGGGGGUCUCCACAUCCUCCCAGGGCUCCCCUCACAGCCUCUCCUUUGCUUGAAGCCGGAGGUCAGUGGCCGUGCAGUGUUUUGGGGAAGCUGUGUUGCAGGGGAAGCUGUGUGGAAGGAGAAGCCGGUGACCACAGCGGAGUCCUGCUCUGAUGACGCCUGCUUCAUUUACAAGCCUCAGGAUGGCUCUGCGUAGGGCCUGAACUUGCUGCCCGACGAGAGGAUAGCUUCACAGCAGAGCCAGCAUGAGGGGUGGGGCUUGCCAGGGCUUGCUUGAGCCAAACUGCAAGCGCUGUGGUGGCUGCGAGAACACUGUGGGGGUGGGAGGGGGUCUGUGUACCUCAGGGGAUGUCCUGCUGUGGUCAACCAGAGAAUCACCGUUCCUGGUCUAGAGAUGGAAGCUGCAGGUUGGUGACUUUGCAAAUGCACUUCCUACAGACGAACUAUUAAAAGACCUGGAACAUUGAAAAAACUCAUUUUUUCCAUCAAGACUUUGGCCAGGUAACCUUAGGCUCCUGCCAAGAACAGUAAGUGAUGGCCAUCUCACCACAGAGCCUGGGCUGCUCCUCCAGCUCUGGGGAGUCUAGGCCAUGGGGACUGUCCCUGGGGAGGCCCAUGCUGUCUCCGUGACAUCUGUGGCAGGAGUCUCUGAGAAUGGGAGCUGCCUAGCUACAGUGUUUUCUUGCCAAGGCUAAGUGUUUUGUGACUCUGUGCUGACGUAAUGUGCAUCUUCACGUAUUUAUGCAUGUGGCAAGCGUUACUUCCUGUGCACGCAGCCAGCCCUGGGUCUGUCUCUGGGGUAAUGAAAAAGGACCCUAAUAAACACCUGCUCACUGUCUGGGUACUCUUC